Molecule: messenger RNA, 1049 nt
Organism: [Candida] anglica
Lineage: Eukaryota; Fungi; Ascomycota; Pichiomycetes; Serinales; Debaryomycetaceae
Source: the annotation of a GenBank genome assembly
AUGUCCAAACCAUUCCAGCCCAUAAGUGACAUAAUCAAUACUUCUAGCUCUAGACACAAGCAACAAUCAUUCAAUGAAAUCUAUGGAGAACCAGAAAACUUUCUCGAAAUAGAAGUACGCAAUCCAAGAACAUACGGAGUUGGACGUGAUAUAUUCACAGAUUAUGAAAUCGUUUGCAGAACAAAUAUUCCAGCAUUUAAAAAGAGAAAUAGUCGAGUACGCAGAAGAUACUCUGAUUUUGAAAGAUUUAGAAAGAUUUUGGAACAAGAAACAACACGUGUUAUAAUACCACAAUUACCAGGUAAGAUAUUAUUAAAUUCUAAUAAAUUUAAUGAUGUUAACAUUGAAAAAAGAAGACAAGGACUUGAAAAAUUUAUGAUAGUUGUUAGUGGACACCCACUUUUACAAACUGGAUCCCGCACAUUAAUUGACUUCAUUCAAGACGAAAAAUGGGAAGCUAAGGGAUUCUAUUAAACCACAUAGAAUACGUCAUGUCUAGCAGGGUUGUAUAACCGCACUAGUAGUUAUUGCAUAAUAUAAAAUAAAAGGAAAUAUCCAAAAGAAAUGUAGAUUUUUGAAUAAUUAUGAGUUCACAAAAAUCUACCAAAACAAUAUAAUUAAUAUUGAUUGUACUUGAUCAUUCAUUCUCAAUAUUUAUUGUUGAGUAGCUUUAAUGGACUUAAGAUUAAGAGGGGGAGAUUUUGUUAGGUCCGAGAUUAAUUAAACACAAAGACAAAGAUGUUUUUUUUUUUUCAAAAUCCAUACAAGCGCAUACGUUAGUUCUCCACAAAUCUGACGUACUAUUUCCCCAAGCUCCAUCUUCCCCAAAUCUUUAAGGUAUCGAUGUGCGUCUCACAUUGAAAUAAAGUGGGGGUAAACGGGGGAAAAAAUAAAAAAUCCAUCUGGUUUACUCGGCCAAAUCAUUGUACUCCGUUCCUAGCUCCGAAACUCGGAAUUUUCAUCUGACACUCAUAUUGAAUCAUCUCGGGUAAAAUCAAGUUCAAGCUAGAUGAUCCGUUUUUUUUUAACUCAAUUAUUCCCCUAUUUCA